CGACUGCGAGCGACCACCGCUGCUGGGAAACAUUUAGUGUCACACCGUAAUGUCCUAUUUGAUGUGUAAAAUAAAAUAUUAUAUAUGUGUACAUUCUAUUCGCUUAUAGUCCAGUACUUUCAGAAUAGCUUUUUCAACAAGAAAAUUGCAUAACGCCUUUUUGAAAACGAGUAGUUACAACAUCAUUUAAAUUGGUGGAAAAACAUAUGCCAUUUUCUGCAAUGACCUACACAAGUGCAGCAGUGCUGCAGCUCAAGUUGCACUCAGCACUGGAAUAGGGCUGGUCAUUUACCCAUAUUGAACAUGGCUGCCUCAUUGCUAUGAUGAAACACGCCUGUAACUAAUUUUGUUGUCAUAAAAAUUCAUCUAGUGGUGCUGAAAUGAGGUGGUUGGUGUGUCUCUCGGUGCUCUUGCAGUGGCCCUGAACCCUGUGUAGGUAGCACCUCCAGCCCUCCAUCCCUGCUCCUGCCAGGAUGUCCAGCUCUGGGUCCUCAGCCAGCCAGGGGCCCUUCAGCAGUGAGCAGAGCUGCUACCCACCCCACUCCACCCACUACACUUUCACCGCAGGGCGCCACCAUCAGCCAGAGUUUGGGGCCCUGGACUGCCGACCUCAUCUGCAGGAGCUGAGCUCUGCGUCCCAGCUGCUCCAGCUGCAGCGGCGUGGGCCGUCCCUGCUCUCCGCGUUCCACCCUGGGGCCGAGAGGUCCUCCGAGAGGAGACAUGACUACGGACCGCAGUUCCACCCCGUAUCCACCCAGCCCGAGCACCAGGCUUCGGGAUCCAAGCGGCCUCGCGUGGAACCCGUCUCAGAACCGCAUUUCCCACGUGCCUCAGUGCCUGGGCCAGUCCUGCCCCUCCCCCACAGCCUGCACGAUGGCCUGAGGACCACAGGGGGCUUUAAAAAGGAACCCCAGUUGGGGGUGAAGGCUGAGCUGCCCUCCCCCAGCACCCAGCAUCAUGCUGGGGAUGAGCAGGACAGCUCUCCCUCCAAGCUGUCCAAGGAGGAGCUGAUCCAGAGCAUGGAUCGCGUAGACCGCGAGAUCGCUAAGGUGGAGCAGCAGAUCUUUAAGCUGAAGAAGAAGCAGCAACAGUUGGAGGAUGAGCGUGAACCGCGGAGCAGAGAGCCGCUACAACCCCACUCACCUGCUACGACCCCACCUUAUGAAGAACGUCAUGGGUUUUCUGUACCUCUUCAUUUACAGAAAAAAGCUGAGCAGGCUCACUGCAUUCUGGAAGGACUCGGGCCGAAGGUUGAACUGCCUCUUUACAAUCAACCAUCUGAUACAAAGGUUUAUCACGACAACAUUAAGAUUAACCAGAUGAUGAGAAAGAAGCUUAUUCUUUUCUUCAAGAGGAGGAAUCAUGCUCGCAAACAGAGGGAGCAGAAGAUCUGCCAGCGCUAUGACCAGCUGAUGGAGGCCUGGGAGGAGCAGGUGGAGCGCAUGGAGAACAACCCCCGGCGCAAGGCCAAGGAGACGCGCACCCGCGAGUACUACGAGCGCCAGUUCCCCGAGAUCCGCAAGCAGCGCGAGCAGCAGGAGCGCUUCCAGAGGGUUGGCCAGCGGGGCACUGGCCUCUCGGCAACCAUCGCCAGGAGCGAGCACGAGAUUUCUGAAAUCAUCGACGGGCUGUCGGAGCAAGAGAACAGCGAGAGGCAGAUGCGGCAGCUGUCCGUCAUCCCUCCCAUGCUGUAUGACUCGGAGCAGCGGAGGGUGCGCUUUAUCAACAUGAAUGGGCUGAUGAGCGACCCCAUGAAGGUGUACAAAGCCCGGCAGUUCAUGAAUGUGUGGAGCGAGCACGAGAAGGAGAUCUUCAAGGAGAAGUUUAUACAGCAUCCAAAGAACUUUGGCCUUAUCGCAUCAUAUUUAGAGAGAAAGUGCGUCUCUGACUGUGUUUUGUAUUACUACUUGACAAAGAAGAACGAAAACUACAAGACCUUAGUGAGACGCAACUUUGGCAGACGCAGAGGUCGAAACCAGCAAAUAACACGUCCCACACAAGAAGAGAAGUCAGAGGACAAGAUGGAAGAGGAAAAAGGGGACAGAAAGGAAGAAGAAGAAAAGGAAGAGGAGGAAAAAGAUGAAAAAGAGGAAUCAAAGGACAAAGACAAGGUGAGGCAGGGCGGCGGCAAGGAGCCUCGCAUCACCCGCAUGACAUGCCCUGGGGAACCACCCCCCCCCCCCCUCCAUCACCACCCACCGAGCCUGGUGAGGAACCCACCCAUCCCCCACUCACCACCACCCACCGAGCCUGCCCUUCAACCAGAGCCAGCCCUGACUGUGAAGCAGGAGCCCGGUGCUAGGACUGGGCGGGACCGGGCCAAAACCCCCACCCCUCCCAUGGUAGCCAUGGACGCACAGUCACACAAAGGUGUCGCUGAGGCCGGGGAGACUUCUCGCUGGACCGAGGAAGAAAUGGAAGUGGCUAAACAAGGCUUAGCAGAGCACGGGCGCAACUGGACGGCCAUCGCCAAGAUGGUGGGCACCAAGAGCGAGGCGCAGUGCAAGAACUUCUACUUCAACUACAAGAGACGCCACAACCUGGACAACCUGCUGCAGCAGUACAAACAGGAUGCCCGACGGGCGAGCGGGGACGGGGACGUCAAUCAGAGUGAGGGCGGGGCCCCUACUGGUGCGGAGAAUGAGGACUUCAAUGAGGAUGAGAACCCAGGAGACAGUGAAGAGAACAGCUCGGACACAGAGAGUGCCCCCUCUCCGUCCCGGUCCGAGCGGCCCCCUGGAGCGGAGGCCUCAUCGGGGCGGGAGAGCGCCACGGAGGGCCCCAGGGGCCCCGAGCCAGCGCUCAGGGACCAAAGCCGGAGGGAGGAGGCUAACCCCGAAGCACGCCCCCUCCUCCAGGACCCGGGCGCGGCCGGGGCGGGGCCAGCAGACGGGGACACAUCCCAGCCCCACGCCAGGGCGCGAGACAAGGGAGCGGAGGCGGACACAGGGUCCGGCCCCACCCACGCAGGCCAGCAGGGCGACACCCAGUCAGACCACGACUCCAGCGCCACCUGCAGUGCCGAUGAGGAUGUGGACAUGGAGCCGGACAAGCUGAGCGUGUUCUCUGGGGAGAAGCGAUCCUUGCUGAGCCCUGGCUCGGUGCUGGUGUCCUCAGCCAAACAGGGCCACUGGCAGCGUGCUGCCGACAUCCCUCCCAUGGCGUCCCUGCCCUUUGAUGCUGGCGGUGUGCCUCUGGGCACCCCCAUCAUUGGCUACGGCAUGUUCCAGCAGCAGAUCAGAGCCGCGCACGAGUCCGUCCACCAGGGGGAGCCAGAGAGGUGGCCGCCGCACUGCCCCCGAAUGUCCACCAGGAGCCCCACUGUACUGGACGGGGAGGAUCCUAACCAGGCAGUCCCGAACCCCGCCCACACGACCCACACCCCCCUCUCCAGGCACGGUCAGCGCCCCACCAACAUUCCGUCCCCUCCCCCCCUCAUCCCGUCGGCCAAACUACCCGACAAGCCGUCUUUCAUCCAGGGGGGGUCCAUCUCCCAGGGAACUCCUGGCACGUACCUGCCAUCCCACAGCCAAGCUGCGUACGGUCAGGAGGCAGCCAGGACCGCAGCGGGGUCUAUAUCACUGGGGCUGCCAAGACUGCCGGAUCCCGCCACAGUGUCUUACGCCAGGCUGGAGGAGAGCUUGCACACAGAGGGGUUCCUCUCCCUCACCCGUGUCCAGUACGAGGGCAUGGCCAGGGGAAACCCUACGUCUGCUGCUCAGGACGGGAGCGUAACCAUGGGAACUCCUGCCAAAGUGUCCUCCGAGGCCCCGCCCUUCCGCACCGGCUCCAUCACGCAGGGGACACCAGCCCUGUCACAGCCAGGCGUGGCGGCAGACGUCCUGUUGAAGGGCACCAUCACCAAACUGGCCACGGAGGACCAUUGCAACCCCGAGAGAUCCAGGGGCGAGGCCUUCUCCAAGGGUCAGGUCAUCUUCGAGGGCGAGAGCGGGCACAUCCUGUCUUAUACCUCCAUGAAGAAUCCCAAGGAGGACAUCAGGAGCCCUCGGGGGGGAGGAGAGCUCAAGCGGACCCAUGACAUGAUGGAGGGUUGGAUGACCGCAGGGCCUGCUCUCAGGGAGGCUGCUCUUUAUGAAGGUUUGGUAAGCCGGGCCAUGCCGAAAGACUCUUCCCACUCUGACCCCACAGACAGAGUGCCGCUCCCGGGAUCCAUCAUGCAAGGCACACCCCGUGGGCCGGCCGAAGCGUUUGAGGAGGGGCACAAGUACGGCAAGCAGACGAAGAGGGAGAGCCCCCCCGCGUGCUCCUUCGAGGGGGGCAUCAGCAAGGGCAAGCCCUACGAGGGGGUGAACACCAUCAGGGAGAUGGGCCGCUCUGUCCAUGAGAUUCCCAGGCAGGACCUCUCAGAACGAAACAGCCGAAAAGCCCCCGACCUUCCCCCCGGAGCCCGCCUCGUCCUGGACGGUUCCAUAUCCCAGGGUUCACAGCUGAAGUACGAGGGCAGCAGCCGGUCUCAGUCGGCCCUCAAGCACAAUGUCAAGUCGCUGCUCUCCGGCCCCAGCAAGGCCCACGGCCAGCCCCAGCGGGAGCCGGAGCGUGUGCGCCACACCGUGGUGACCUCCACCGCCUCUGUCCUGCGCUCCACCCACGCGGACUCCAGCAGGCCACAGCCGAGCCCUGGGGUGUUCGAGGACGCCGCGGCCCGGAGGACUCUCCUCAGCUACAGCGCCGGCUCCACACGUGAAGGGACCCCGCCCUCUGGGAAGGGAGCCGGGCACGAGACGAAGGGUACCCCAUCGCAGCAGGAGGCCGUUCCCACCAAGUCUCCGGGAACAGGGGGGGAGCCCCUCCCCCCACACGGGCCCUUUGACCCUCAUCACCGCGUGAUGAUGCCUGGAGAGGUGUACCGCGGCCACCUCCCCCACCUGGACCCUGCUGCCAACUUCCACCGAGGCAUGGACCCAGCUGCAUACUUAUUCCAGAGACACCCUUCCCCCGCUGGUUACCCCAGCACCUACCAGCUGUACGCCAUGGAGAACACGCGCCAGACCAUCCUCAAUGAUUACAUCACCUCCCAGCAGAUGCAGGUUGUCCCUCGGUCUGAUGUUGCCACAGCACUGUCGCCACGGGAACAGCAACUUGCUGUGCCCUAUCCUCCUGGCUCCCAAGGGAUUAUUGACCUGGCCCAGAUGCCUCCAGCAAUCCUAUUGGCUCACUCCGGGGUGACAGGCACGCCCCCUCUAGACCGCUUCGGCUACAUCCCUGGAGGUCAGGCUCCAUUCCCGCCCCGGCCUUUCAACCCAGCGUCCAUAUCUCCUGGACUUCCCGCCCACUUCGCCACUGCAACAGUCAGCGCUGAGCGCGAACGAGAGAGGGAGCGUGACCAGGAGCAGAAGGAGCAAGAGAGGGAGCAGAGGGAGCGUGGCCAUGAGCGGAGGGAGCGAGAGAGGGAGAGAGAGAGGGAGCAGAGGGAGAGGGAGCGCAUGGUGGCCAAUGAGUAUUUGCGCGGAGGCCUUGAGCCGGGCAGACCCGGUAGCCGUGGUUACCUGCGCUCCCCCUCCCCCUCCACGAGGCCGCAGGAGAGCGGGAUGCAGCAGAGGCCCAGCAUAUUCCAGAACACCAACAGCAAGAGUGUCAUCACCCCGCUGCCGCAAGUCCCCUCAGCCUGUCUGUCCCAGUCUGGCUCCCGUCGCAGCGCCCCCCUGGUGGACAGAGCCGUCUCGGCCCCUCAGAUGGACAUGGGCAAGGCUAGGGAGGGGCGCGCGGAUGCCUCUGCGCCUCGGCGUGCCCCCCCCCCCGGCGAGCAGCAGUACCAGAGGCAGGAGUUGCCGUACAUGCCUGACGCGGCCUCGCUCCCUGGCGCUAAGUCCCAGGGGGAGGACGGCAGGGAGAGGGCCCCGCCCACAAAAUCCCGCAUGGAGGAGGAGCUAAGGACCCGCGGCAAGACCACCAUCACCGCCGCCAACUUCAUCGACGUCAUCAUCACCCGAAAGAUCGCCUCCAACAAGGACUCCCGCGAGAGGGGCUCCCAGAGCUUGGACUCUUCUGGAAGCUUGCCUUCCAGUCGCUAUGAUGGGGGCAGCCCCGCCCUGCCUCCAGCACAGGCCCAGGACAGACAGGAGGACAGGCCCCUUCCAGGCACAGGCUCAUCACGCUCUUACCACUACGGCCAGCCGCUGGACUCCUUCCCUCCCCUGAAGCCCCCCUCCCCCCAGCCUGAGGGACGCCCUCCAGCCCCCAAGACCCACCGCGUCAUGACCCUGGCGGACCACAUCUCACAUAUCAUCGUACAAGACUUCGUCCGAAACAAGGAGCACAACUCUCAGCCUUCCUCCAAUGGCUCCCCUGCUCCCACCACCGCCACAUUCCAGAGCUCUGCCCCUUCUUCGACAAGCUCCGCCCCCAGCCAAGGCAGGCUGCCCAGCCGCUAUAGCACAGAGGCUAAAACCCAGUUUGGAAACCAUCAGAGGCCUUCUAGCAGAGUGUCACCUGAGAACACCUCCGAGCGGCCCAGAACCAGGGCUGGGAAGUCUCCAGAUCAGAGUGGAGUGGGGCUGGAUGCCUACGAGCCCGUCUCCCCCCUGCAGAGUUACCCCACCCUGGACAAAGAAGAUUCAGCCCCGCCACAGUGCCAGACACAAGAGGAGGACCCUUCAGAACAGAGGCUGGAUUCUCGCUCUCCUGGAAGUGUGAGUUACCAGCCCUCCUUCUUCACCAAGUUGGAGAACACUUCCCUGAUGGUGAAGUCCAAGAAACAGGAAAUAUUUCGCAAGAUGAACUCCUCAGGCAGAGGUGAUACUGAUGUUGCAAGUGCGCAGCCUGGCACUGAAAUCUUCAACUUUCCUGUGGUAACCAGUUCAAGCAACAUCAAUGCUAGAAAUCACUCCAUCAGCGAGCACGCCAGCAACCUGGGCCUGGAGGACAUUAUCCGCAGGGCGCUGAUGGGCAGCAUGGAGGACCAGCAGGAGAACCAGCGGGAGAACCAGCGGGAGGACCGGCUGGAGGACUGGCAGGAGAACCAGCGGGAGGACCGGCUGGAGGACUGGCAGGAGGACCGGCAGGAGGACCAGCGGGAGGACCGGCUGGAGGACUGGCAGAAGGACCGGCAGGAGGACCAGCGGGAGGACUGGCAGGAGACCGCAGAGGACCAGCGGAGGACACAGACGACAGGAGGACCGCGGGAGACCAGGGAGGACCGGCUGGAGGACUGGCAGGAGGACCGGCAGGAGGACCAGCGGGAGGACCAACGGGAGGACAGCCCGGGCGCUGGAGUCCAGCACGUCGGCAAUGCUCCUGCAGGUGUGGCAGCACCGAGUGAGAGCCAGCGGGAGGCCAAACACUCCCCCAGCAACAGCAGGCAGAGGGCUGCGGGGAGAGCCAGUAGCGGGAAGCCACAGUGUCCCAGCCCAGGACGGGGCCACGGCGGGCCGGAGCAACCAUCGCCCGGACCCACCGCACAGUCCCAGGCAGACUACCAGCACAAAAAUGUAGCAAGGUGGGCCUGGGAGGAGAGGCCCUCAUCUGCAGGCUCAGCCCAGUUCUCUUACAAUCCCCUGACUGUGCGCAUGGUGAACAGCAGCCCGCCCACCUCCACGGCGGCCCCGCCCCCCUCUCAGCAGGCCCCGCCCGGCCCUCUUCCUCCGAGCCGCGCGUGGGAGCGCCAGCCUCUGCUGUCAGAGGAGUACGAGACUCUGUCCGACAGCGACAACUGAGCGUGUGCAGCUCGACCCCUGCUGUCAGGGUGGGUGUGGCCUGAGCACAGCGGCCGACGGCAUUGGAUGCAGCGAAGGUGCUUUUUCUUGAGUGACAGACUCCCACAGAAGCUUUAAGCGUUAUUGUUGUAAAGUAGAAUUAUUAAAAAACAUCUUAUAAUGUAAAAAAUUAAAAUAAAAUGGAAUAAAAAUAAUUUCAGAAAAACUUUAAUGUCUUUAAUUGAGUGAAUGUAAAUAUAAAAAUGCUAAUUGUCUAUCCACUUUUUGGGAGGGAUGGGCCAGGUGUACUUUGGCCUCUUCCACAAAGCUGAGGUGUGUGUUCCUGUGCCCCUGUGGGCAAGAUCCAGGUGUAUAUCACCGUGUGCAAAUUAUCAAAUCCAAUGAACUACCAGUGUUGUUUCAGCACUAUUACACAUUAGUCAAUUUGCGGCACUGUAGCAGUAAUGCAGAUUGUUCUAUAUAAUUAUGAUUAUUUGUUUUUUUCCAGUCUUUGCAGUCUUCUCUUUAGAUUUUUGGGCAAUGCCCAGUAUUCCAAACACUGGCAUCGCAGUUUUGAUGAUGGAAGGAGAAAUAAGCUUGACCUUACAUUUUUUUAUUUUGUUUUUGUUUCUUUUAUUUUAAUUUAAACAUGUAUGUUUUUUGACCCUUGUUAGUGACCGGAUGGGAUUUAGAUUGGUCAAUGUCAGUGUUUUAUUGAAAGGUGACCACAGUCACAGCUUUGCUGAAGUGGGAGCAGAUGGGGAAUGGGGGUUUAUUUGAUGCUUAUUAAUGUGUCAGAAUGUUGUCGUGUGUUUUGCCGUUUCCUUUUGGCACCGGUCUGUGGUCAGGAGACGGCCAGUUUUUUCUGCGUUUUAUAUAAUCCUGCAGUAUCUGUGUAUCUGAAUCCCCCCAAGAAUGGGUUAAAUCGGUGCUAUGAUUUUUGGUACUGCAAUUUUUAAAGCAGAAAGUGAGCAGAGCUCUUAUGUGUUUUCUGACAGUGUGAGCUGCUUUAUCACCUAUAAGCGCUAUCUGUGCUGCUUUCUUUCUGUCUGCAUUGUGACUGCUGACUCUGCUCAUUUGCUCUUCUGCCAUUUUAAAUGUGUUUUAUUUUCAUCCCUCGCCUUACUUCUCCCUCCCAGGCGGUAAUGUGCUUUCUCAGUUAUAAUCCCAUGUGCUGUAUGGGUCUGGCAGACGCACACCCGCCACACGCAUGUAGCCCCCCCCCCCCCUGUUUCACACCCUCCACAUCACAUGUAGCCCCCCCCCGUUUCACACCCUCCACACCACAUGUAGCCCCCCCCCCCCUGAGGAUUGGCAUGGAAGGGUCACAGGUUCGAUUCUGGAUGGUGCCUCAUCCGGGAUCCCGCACUUUCCCACGUGAGACGGCUUUGGCAUCAGCAGAACGGCAUAUUCACAGUGUUAUGCCUGGUCAUUGUCAUCUUAAUGACUUCUCAACAUGUGUUAAGAAUUAUGCCAUUUAUUUUGCUGAGUAGAGAAAACCCUACCAUAUACGUCAUAUUCACUCACCAUUUUUAUUAUUUCUGUUCUGUAUUUAAUCACCUUGAUGUUUCUGUUUGCUCAAGUUACAACAUGUCUGCUUGUGCUUCAUUCUCACACUGUUUUGGCAGAAGAAUGUCUGUCUUUAGAAGUUUUUGGUUACAAAAAAGUGCAUUCUUCUAGCCUGUUUCACAAUGAUUUUAAUUAUUUCUGUCUAAUAUGAGACUUGAAAGCCUGUGCACCCAUGCUGUCCAAAUGCUGAAAUUGCACAAUGUCUUUUUAGUAGUCUAUCUUACGCAUUGGAACCAGUCAAUAAACUGGAUCAAUUCUG
This is a messenger RNA of Anguilla rostrata (American eel), 9480 nucleotides long. Its product is annotated as nuclear receptor corepressor 1-like. Lineage: Eukaryota; Metazoa; Chordata; Actinopteri; Anguilliformes; Anguillidae. Gene Ontology annotation, molecular function: nuclear thyroid hormone receptor binding; transcription corepressor activity. The record is from RefSeq and is a predicted model, not a curated record. Gene Ontology annotation, biological process: negative regulation of transcription by RNA polymerase II. Gene Ontology annotation, cellular component: chromatin.